AAAUAACAAUUUAAACUUCAGUUAAUAUGUUCUAAUAAAAUGCAAAUUUUUUCUGUCAAUUACUGACGAGUUUAUCAAAAAUCAUGUUUAAUUUCGGGACUAUGUUGCUUUGAGAUCAAAGAUUGCGAUAAAAUCUUACAUUUUUCUUAACAAAUAAAUCUGCUAUUUUCCUGCAUAAAAAAGAAGAUCAAAUUUGCCGCCAUCGUAUCGAUAAAUGGCGGAAUUGUGUACUGUCAUCGGCUCUUCGUACGGUAAAGCAAGCGUUUCGAGCAGUUUAUUCCACAGUUAUCGCUCGAACAUUGCGAUGGACAAAAUACUUAGGGGGAUCAUGAAGUACAGGAAAUGUCAUCGAAAAGGAAUGGUCAAGCAAUUUCAACAAGUCAGAGAUCAUCCCGAGCCAAAGGCAGUGUUCUUUACCUGCAUGGAUUCCCGGAUGAUCCCAACUAGAUUUACGGAAACGAAUGUUGGGGACAUGUUUGUCGUCCGAAAUCCCGGCAAUGUUGUUCCACACUCGCAACAUUUUCUGGACGAAUUUACGAUGUGCGAAUCGGCAGCAUUGGAACUCGGCUGCGUGGUGAACGAUAUAAGACACGUUAUAGUUUGCGGUCACAGCGAUUGCAAAGCGAUGAAUCUACUCUAUGCUUUACGGGAUGAAGAAUUCGCAUCUCAAACAAACAGAAGAAUGUCACCAUUGAGAGCCUGGCUGUGCGCACACGCCAGCAGCAGUUUGGCGAAGUUUCAGCACCUGGAAGUCACAGGUUUUCACGAACCGAUUGUCUUUCAAGCUGAGACGCCCAUGCGGAAAUUCGUUGCUUAUAUCGAUCCCGAGGAUAAAUUUGCCAUUGAGGAUAAACUGUCACAAAUCAAUACGUUGCAACAGCUUCAAAAUAUCGCGUCGUACGGGUUUCUGAAGAAGCGCCUGGAGAGACACGAUUUGCACAUCCAUGCACUGUGGUUCGAUAUUUACACCGGCGAUAUUUAUUACUUCAGCCGUGCUAACAAAAGGUUUGUGGAGAUUAACGAGACGACCGAGCCGCUUUUACUUAAAGAAAUUAAGAAAUAUUACUCGUAAGAUUUCGUGAGAGAAACUGAGCACUUACAUUACAUAUGGCAUCGUCGAUUACUUCCAGAAACGUGCGUAUUAAUUAUGUUAAGAAAUAAUUAUAUAUUUUUAUACGCCUCAAAUUUAAAAUCAAGCUCCGUUUACAUUCUCUUGCUAUUGCGCCAAUGAUUAAGAACCAAAUUUUUGUACUAUGUACGUACGUAUGUGCCAUCACAUUAAUAUGUAAAACGAACAAUUUAAUUUAUUUUAUAAGGAUUGCAUCGAACUUUAUUCAAAAUAUGAAAUAUAUUUUUUAUUAAAAAUUUAUUGUAUAGUAUUACAUAUAUAUAUAAAUAUUUUAUAUAUGUUAUAUUGUUCCAUAUUACACAUAUGCAGAAUAUAUCUACGUAUAACAAACUAUUUACUAAUAAGAUAUAAGACUUGCCUGUACAUCGUAUAAAGCAGACUGUAUUAUCUUCCGAGCUUACAAUAUACUCGCUAUCUGCUGCAAUUAAAUUGUGAAAAGAUCCAAAGUCUCAUACUAAUGGCAAAAGCUGCCGAUAGACGGAUGGACGGCUCCGGACGAACUAGAGCAUGCCAGUUCCGAAAGAGAAAGCAAAACAACGAAAGAAGUCGUACGAAGCAGUGUUACGGAGCAUUGUAUCGUUAUUAGGAUCCGUCAUCGUGCCUCAAUUGAGCGCAUAAAAUAUAAACUCGUGCAACUCGUGGCGUAGCGCUGUGUCACAGUAUCGUUUGAUGUAAAUUUUCGUCAAAGAAAUGCCAAAAAUAAAUGCACUACAAAAUUCUAA
Messenger RNA from Ooceraea biroi (clonal raider ant), 1851 nucleotides. It is a transcript of the gene CAHbeta, whose product is annotated as carbonic anhydrase beta. The record is from RefSeq and is a predicted model, not a curated record. Gene Ontology annotation, molecular function: carbonate dehydratase activity; zinc ion binding. NCBI's taxonomy places the organism in Eukaryota, Metazoa, Arthropoda, Insecta, Hymenoptera, Formicidae.